Molecule: messenger RNA, 867 nt
Organism: Helobdella robusta
Lineage: Eukaryota; Metazoa; Annelida; Clitellata; Rhynchobdellida; Glossiphoniidae
Exons: 9
Coding region: 1-867 (288 amino acids)
Biological process (GO): peptidyl-L-cysteine S-palmitoylation; protein targeting to membrane; synaptic vesicle maturation
Cellular component (GO): endoplasmic reticulum; Golgi apparatus
Molecular function (GO): protein-cysteine S-palmitoyltransferase activity
Source: RefSeq, a predicted model, not a curated record
AUGGCCAGCAAGUGUGUGAAGUUCUUGCUGUCUCUUCUUCGUGCUGUCCCGGUUAUAUUCGUUACGACGAUCGUCGUCUGGUCCUACUACGCCUACACCAUCCAGUUAUGCUUGUUUAAUGUUGAGAACCUUGCAGAAAAAAUUUUGUACUUGAUCUUCUAUCAUCUUAUCUUGUUCUUCUUUUCCUGGUCUUUUUGGGUUACCGUGUUCACACCUGUUGCCGUCCCUCCAUUUGAAUACAACUUAUCAAGUUCAGAUGUUGUUACCAGAGAGUUACUUGGCAGCACAGCAGAAAGGAAAAAGAUUAUUAAUAAUUUUGGAAAGUCAUUAGGUGUGCAAUGUCGUUUAGUGACUGGAGAUGUUAGGUUCUGUGAGAAAUGCAACGCCAUCAAACCAGAUCGAGCUCAUCACUGUUCUGUAUGUGGCAAGUGCAUUUUGAAGUUGGACCACCAUUGUCCCUGGGUGAAUAAUUGUGUGUGUUUUUCCAAUUACAAAUUCUUCCUUCUCUUUCUGGUUUAUGGUCUGCUCUACUGUCUCUACAUAUUUUCAACUUCAUUCAAAUAUUUCAUCAUCUUCUGGGAGGUUGGAGUAGCGAGCACGAUAUCAUCCAACAUGGGUAAUCUUCACGUAGUUUUUCUCUUCUUCAUCAGCGCCAUGUUCUUCAUAUCUAUCACUGUCCUACUGAGUUAUCACGUCUAUCUUGUGGUCCUCAAUCGAUCAACUAUUGAAUCCUACCAAACUCCUAUGUUUGCCAACGGUUUGAAGGAUGAACAUGCAUUUAAUCUCGGUUACAAGGCCAACUUUUAUGAGAUUUUUGGCAAAAAUCCCAAGUUAUGGUUCCUUCCUGUUUUUUCAAGGUUAGAUUGA